This is a messenger RNA of Uranotaenia lowii, 2657 nucleotides long. RefSeq names its product DNA repair protein XRCC1 (gene XRCC1). Gene Ontology annotation, biological process: base-excision repair; single strand break repair; double-strand break repair via nonhomologous end joining. The record is from RefSeq and is a predicted model, not a curated record. Lineage: Eukaryota; Metazoa; Arthropoda; Insecta; Diptera; Culicidae. Gene Ontology annotation, cellular component: nucleus. The transcript is spliced from 6 exons. Gene Ontology annotation, molecular function: damaged DNA binding. Bases 358 to 2565 code for a protein of 735 amino acids.
AUAAUUUUAUGUUUGUAAACAAACUCAUUGAGAUUCCCGCUCACUCCUCGCCUCCUUACUGUGGAAGUCGGAGAACCUCUAUCGUGUUUCAAAUAACCUCAUUGGCAUCUAUACGUGAAAAUGAUUUGGAUAAAAAUUAUGUUGUUUUUCACGAAGCCACGACGUGCAGAUGAUUUUGCGUGUAUGUAAAACAAAAUUUUAAAGUGCGAAUUUUCUCCGUGUAUCAAACUGGCUCAAAAAUACUAUAAAUUUGUUGUAAUCACGUUUUAAAUUAAAAAAGUGGGUUUAUUUAAAAAUUCAACUACAUUACUGUUUAUCGUUAAAAUAAACCUAUCAGCGAUAUAACGAACUGUGAAAAUGCCUAUCGCCAUCCAAGCAGUGGAAAACUUCAGUAGCGAAGAUCCAAAUUUCCCGGCCAAUAAUCUGCUGCAGGCCAAAGACGUUCGCAAAUGGAAGUGUCGAGAGCCUGGAGAAAAAAGUGCAUACGUCGUGUUGCGGCUGGAGAAACCCAUUAACAUUAAUGGGAUUGACAUCGGUAACGAACAUUCGGCGUUCAUCGAAGUGCUGGUCGCUCGAAGUGGACCCAGUCAGCCGGAGUUCCGGGAAAUUAUGCUCACUUCCUCUUUCAUGUCCCCGAUUGAAAGUCGCAACUCAGAGAACCCAAACCGGGUCCGAUGCUUUUCGAUGUCCGCUCUUAUUGAAUCGGUGGCCAAAGAUCGGUGGGAUUUAGUUAAGAUAAUUUGUACCCAGCCAUUCAACAGUCGGGUGCAAUAUGGAGUGUCUUUUGUGAAGCUUCACUCACCAAGUGCCGAAAUCAAACCAAGCAACAACAAAUCCUUGGUCCCGGAAAAAUUUCAAAAAAAGAUUGAUGAAGAAACUGUUAAAAAGGAACCACCAAAAGUUUUACAAUUGGGCCGUUUCACAAUAAGAGAAGAAUCGCCUGAUUCUGAUGGGGCUAGUUCGUCCACAACACUUUUUGCUCGCUGGAAGCAAUCUCGAAACGGGCUGGAACCGAGCGCACAAAGUCCAGUGAUAAACAAGACCAGUGGAGCUUCAAUUUCGACUGCUGCGGCCAUUCGUAAUGCGUCCACUCCUGCGGCACUCAAACAGAAACAGUCCACUCCAGUGGCCAAAAGAGCGAUCAUAAACACCCCUAAGGCGAAGCCACGGCUUUUCGAUGAUGAUGAUGACGCAGAAAUUAUCAAACCGAAAAAUCGUAACAGCGAUAGUAUCCUUUACAACAAAGAGGACGAUGAAUCGAACGAAAAACUGGAGAAGAAGCUGGCUCAAGAUCGAAUGCGACUGCAGCGCGAGAAAGACGCCAGAAAAGAUAAGGACCGCAAAGAUCGAUCUCUUACUGAGAAAAAAGAAAAAUCACACGACACGUCUUCCUCCAAGUUUAAAAACUUCCUCUUCGACGAUUCUCCUCCUUCGACGCCGAAUAAGGAAGCGCAAUCUGAGAAGGCCCUUAAAGAUAAGCAUGUGGUGUCGAAUAAAUCUGAACAACGAACUUCCAGAGAACUUAAUUCGACGAAAAAGACUAGCAAUUUAGAGGCCACACCCGAAAUUCGGAAACGUCAUUCGAGUGCCAACACGAGCUCCUCGGAGAGGAACCCUCAAGGUAGUAGUGUUAGUAAAAAACAACGGUUACAACUUUCAUCGGAUGACGAAAGUAGUAAACAGAAAAAGCCGGCACAAUACAAACCUUUCAACAAGUUGCUGGAAAACGUGAUUUUGGUCAUAAGUGGGAUUCAGAAUCCCGAUAGAGCAAACCUGCGGACCCAAGCUCUUGCACUAGGGGCAAAAUAUAAAUCGGAUUGGGAUUCCAGUUGCACCCAUUUGAUUUGUGCCUUCAAGAACACCCCGAAGUACAACCAAGUUCGUGGUCACGGCAAAAUUGUAAAGAAAGAAUGGAUAGAACGGUGCCACGCGCUUCGAAAGCGCAUUUCAUGGCGCAAGUUUGCACUCGACUCUAAGGAAGCCGAAAAAUCCGACUCGGAGGAGGAAAUCCUGGAUAUCGAUAGCAAACCAAGCAACGGUGUUCAAUCAACUAAGCCAUCGCCGAAACAAUCAUCUCAGAAGGAAACCGAUGAAGAAGCUCUCGCUCAUUACGAUUUGGACGAUGUGAUUAUGAUCGAAGGAGAUAAACCGGAAACGUAUGAAGUGUCAGGCUCCGAUACGGAGGAAGAAAUCGAAAGGAUUAGACAGAACCAAAAACAUGAUCCUAGCAAACCGCAAGAUAAUUAUGGCAUGUACGAUAAAAGCACCGAGGAAGAGCCAGAUUCUUCAGGUAAAGCAGAAAACGGAGAUUCGAAGCAAUUCUUCCAAGGGAAAACGUUUUACCUGGACGAUGCAGUUGGGGCAGUCGAUUUGAUAAAACUGGAGCAGUAUGUUUCGCUUUACAAAGGAUUUGUUACGAAAACAAUAGCUGAGGCAGACUAUGUUGUAACCAGAAACAAAAAACCUAUGCCCGAUAGCUUUAAAGGAGAACUUAUCAAGCCACUUUGGAUCUACGAAUGCCACGAUAUGGAAUGCCUCAUACCUACUCAGAGGUAUAAACCCUGAUAGAAACCUUCAAAUUACUGUUUUAAGUCCAUCUUUCCGUUCUUUGUUUACAGUUUUAUUUAUUAAUAUUAUACACGUAACGUCCAAGAGCC